Chionomys nivalis (European snow vole) is the source of this 2653-nucleotide messenger RNA. Its product is annotated as zinc finger protein 11. Gene Ontology annotation, cellular component: nucleus. Gene Ontology annotation, biological process: negative regulation of transcription by RNA polymerase II. The transcript is spliced from 4 exons. The record is from RefSeq and is a predicted model, not a curated record. Gene Ontology annotation, molecular function: RNA polymerase II transcription regulatory region sequence-specific DNA binding; DNA-binding transcription repressor activity, RNA polymerase II-specific. Lineage: Eukaryota; Metazoa; Chordata; Mammalia; Rodentia; Cricetidae. Bases 33 to 2225 code for a protein of 730 amino acids.
ACCGCAGACACAACUGGUUCCGGAAUCCGGACAUGGAGCGGCUGUCAUUCGAGGAUGUGUCCAUUGCCUUCUCCCCAGAGGAGCGGGAAUGCCUAGACCCUGCUCGGUGGAAUUUGUAUAGGGGUGUGAUGUUGGAGAAUUACAGGAACCUUGUCUCCCUGGGUCUCGCUGUGUGUAAGCCUUACCUGGUCUCAUCGCUGGAGCAGAGACAGGUGCCUUGGGAUGUGAAGAGACAAGAGUCAGGAACCAUGUGCCCAGAAAAUCUGUGCGACUGUAAUGACUCCGCAAAAGCCUUUGAUCAUCAUGCAGAAUGUACCAUCCGUCAGUGUGCGCAUAGUGGAGAGGAGCCAUUGAGACAUGAAGAACAUGGCAAAGCUUUCCUUGAUGAUUCAGCUUCUGAUCGGCAUUUGCCCUACAAAUGUAAAGACUGUGGCAAAGCCUUUAAAUACCGCUCCAUCCUCUCCCAACACCACGUCAUUCAUACUGCUGCAAGGCCCUACCAAUGUCAGGAGUGUGGCAAAGCCUUCAAAAGAAGUAGGAACCUCACACAACACCAGAUGACUCAUAAGAGAGAGAAACCCUACAAAUGUGAAGACUGUGGCAAAGCCUUCACUACACAUUCUGUACUUACUCAACACCAAAUCAGUCACACUGGAGAGAAACCCUACAAAUGUAAAGACUGUGGCAGAUCCUUUAAAUAUAAUUCAACCCUCACUCAGCAUGAAGUCAUUCAUACCGAAGUAAAGCCCUACAGAUGUCAGGAAUGUGGCAAAGCUUUCAAGAGAAGGCACACCCUUAGUCAACAUCAGAUAAUUCAUAAAGGAGAGAAACCGCACAAGUGUAAGGAAUGUGGCAAGACCUUCAGUAAACAUUCAUCUCUUACCCAACACCAGGUCAUUCACACUGGUGAGAAACCCUAUAGAUGUAAAGAAUGUGGGAAAGCCUUCAGAUAUCAGUCAACCCUGACUCGACACCAAAUUGUUCAUACCGGGGCAAAGCCCUACAAAUGUCAGGAAUGUGGCAAAGCCUUCAAUAAUAGCUCAACUCUCAGUCGACACCAGAUAAUCCACACAGGAGAGAAACCCUACAAAUGUCAAGAGUGUGGCAAAGCCUUUUACUGUUCCUCAUUUUUGAUCCAGCAUAUGAAAAUUCAUUUUGAAGAGAUGCCCUAUAGAUGCAAAGAGUGUGGUAAACCCUUUAGGCUUUCCUCACAGCUGAUUCGACACCAGAGAAUCCAUACUGGAGAGGAACCUUAUCUGUGUAAGGAGUGUGGCAAAACCUUCAAAUACCACUCCAACCUGACUCGACAUCAAAUACUUCAUACUGGGGCAAAGCCCUACAAAUGUCAGGAAUGUGGCAAAGCCUUCAAUAAUAGCUCAACCCUUACUCGACACCAGAUAAUCCACACAGGAGAGAAAUCCUACAAAUGUCAAGAGUGUGGCAAAGCCUUUUACUGUUCCUCAUACUUGAUCCAGCAUAUGAAAAUUCAUUUCGAAGAGAUUCCCUAUAGAUGCAAAGAAUGUGGUAAACCUUUCAAAUGUUCUUCACAACUUGUUCGACACCAGAGAAUUCAUAGUGGAGAGAAACCCUACAUAUGUAAAGAAUGUGGCAAAGCCUUCAACUGUACUUCGUACCUUACUAAGCAUCAGAGAAUUCAUACUGGAGAGAAGCCCUACGUGUGUAAAGAGUGCGGCAAAGCCUUUAAUUGUUCUUCCUAUCUUUCUAAACACCAGAGAAUUCAUGUUGGCGACAGACUGUAUAAAUGCAGGGAAUGUGGCAAAGCCUACUACUUUUCUUCACAGCUUAACCGACAUCAGAGAAUCCAUACGGGAGAGAAACCCUAUAUAUGUCAAGAGUGUGGCAAAGCCUUCAACUGUUCCUCAUACCUCAAUAAACAUCAGAGAGUCCAUGUUGUAGAAAAGCCCUAUGUGUGUAAGGAGUGUGGCAAGGCUUUUAACUGUGCUGCAUACCUUACUAAGCACCAGAGGAUUCAUACCGGAGAUAGAGUUUACAGAUGUAAAGAGUGUGGCAAAGCCUAUUACUUUUCCUUCCAGCUCAGUCGGCACCAGAGAAUCCAUACCCGAGAGAAAUCCUAUCGCUGUAAGGAGUGCGGCAAGGCCUUUAUUACUUCUUCCAGCCUGAAACGGCACCAGGAAACUCAUGUUAGCGAAACCCAGCAGUGUAUAGAAUUUGGUGAAGCCUCAAGAGUAAGAAUUUGUCAGUAGAUGUUUCAUAAAGGGGAAACACCCUAUAUGUACAGUUCAGGACUUGAAUAACUGCUGGGUCUCUAGCUCACACUGGAAGGCUCACACGCGAGGGAAACACUCCAAGUGUGACGAGUGCCGGAACCUGUGACAAGUGUGUAGCGGUUAUUCCAUACUAAAUGGUCCGCAGCGGAGAGCGGCUAUUCCAUACUAAACGGUCCGCAGCGGAGAGCAGAGCGGCUAUUCCAUACUAAACGGUCCGCAGCGGAGAGCAGAGCGGCUAUUCCAUACUAAACGGUCCGCAGCGGAGAGCGGCUUACAGACGCGAUAAUAUGGCCUGGCCUUGGGUCUCAGCAGAAAAUUCGUAUCAGAAAGAGCGCUAUCCUAUGUGUAGCCCUCAAAGGAGUCUAGUGCUGUCCCGGAAAUCCCCUCAUUAAAUAAAAAUAUUA